This is a messenger RNA of Podarcis muralis (Common wall lizard), 2818 nucleotides long. The record is from RefSeq and is a predicted model, not a curated record. Lineage: Eukaryota; Metazoa; Chordata; Lepidosauria; Squamata; Lacertidae.
UGAACGGGUGAGAAAACACCUAAUUUUGAAUCUAGCCCACUUUGGAGUAGAUCCCAGCACUCUAAGCACUCUGACUUGGGAGUAAGUCUCCGCUGAGUGGCUUUGCGCUGCAAACUCGCCAUUAAUCCCUCCCCGCACGGCCCUGACCUCGCAAGCACACCGGAGAAUCAAGCCUAGCAGUAUGAGAGGGGACGAAGUCAACGAGAGCGGCUCCUCCGAAUGUAAUGGACGAACCCGACGCCUAAGCGCGGAGAUAGGCCUUGGGAGCAACUACUGCGGGGAAGAGGGGCGCGUUCUGCCGCAGAAACCAGCAACCCCUCCGAAGAGCUUGCCGAUCCAGGCGGCGGGGCCGAGUUCCUGUUCCAGGCGUGGCUGCUGCGUGCCUCGGUAGAGUGAGUCACAGGGCUGCCAAGGCGGUUUCCCAAGUGCCGCAGGAAGGCGGGCUGCAGCCUGUGCAAGGAGCAGAAUGUUGUCCCCGAGAUGGUUUUCAUUAAGCAAGGCCUGUCCUGCCCUGGCCAGGAUGCUGACUUCCUCCCCCAGUGGCUCCCAGGUUUCCCAGACUAUGGAGGAAGGACAUUCACCCAUUCAUGUGAAUAAUGUGCGAAAUAGAUUGAGGGAGAUAGUGGGAGCAUCUACCAAUUGGAGAGACCAUGUGCAAGCAAUGAAUGAAAGGAAAGCUUUACAUACCCUCCUUGCAAAAAACCAAGCUGACCUGCCCCCUAGGAAGAUGAGAGACAGCUAUAUAGAAGUUAUCCUGCCUUUGGGAAGUCAACCUGAAAUAAGAGAAAAAUAUCUGAACGUGCACAACUCUGUCAGGUUUGGCCGAAUUCUUGAAGAUCUUGAUAGCUUAGGAGUUCUGAUUUGUUAUACACACACAAAGCAUGAAGCUGGUCAGAUGUCUCCUUUGUCGAUUGUUACAGCGCUGGUGGAUAAAAUUGGAUUAUGGAAGCAGGAUAUUCGUCCAGACUGUGAUAUCAAGUUCAUUGGGAAUGUUUCAUGGGUAGGAAGGACAUCAAUGGAAGUAAAGAUGCACAUGCUUCAGUUUCACGAUGGUGCUUAUCAUCCUGUAUUAGAUGCAACUUUUGUCAUGGUGGCCCGUGAUCCAGAAAACAAAAGGCCAGCAUUUGUGAACCCACUGAUUCUUGAAAGUCCAGAAGAGGAAAAAAUCUUUAAGGAAGGCGAAGCAAACAAGACCAGAAGAGUUGAUUCCAGUAGGGCUUCCUUGCUAAAAAUGGCUCCUACUGCAGAAGAAAGAAACAUUGUACAUGACAUAUUUCUUAAUACACUGGACCCAAGGACGGUGAGUUUUCGGAGUCGGCUGCUGCCACCCACCGCAGUGUGGAUGGAAGAUGCAAAACUGAAAGGUCUGGAAAUCUGCCAUCCUCAGGAACGCAACAUUUUCAAUAGAAUCUUUGGGGGAUUUCUCAUGAGGAAGGCAUAUGAACUUGGAUGGGCUUGUGCCUACAGCUAUGGAAACUCCCGGCCUUAUGUGGUAGCUGUAGAUGAUAUCAUGUUUCAAAAACCAGUUGAAAUUGGAUCUUUGUUACUACUUUCUGCCCAGGUAUGCUAUACUGAAAAAAAUAAUGCCCAGGUUCGAGUACACAGUGAGGUGUAUGAUCCAGCUACCAGAGUGCACCAUACAACCAAUGUCUUCCACUUCACAUUUAUGUUAGAAAAUGAGAUACCAAGUAUUGUUCCCAGAACAUAUGGCGAAUCCAUGCUGUAUCUGGAUGGGAAGCGGCACUUUGAUUCCGCCAUGAAAGAAAACAUAGCACCCUAGCAGUGUGCCACCUUUGGAAGGAGAUCGCCUUGGAAGCUUUAAGCAUAUUGCUUCUCCACAGGAGGUGGCAAAGCAUUUCUGCCAUUAAAAACAGUAUGAUCAUGAAUGCAGAAAUGCUCUAAAGCACUUACUUUUCUAUCCAUUUAUUGUUUAUUUCUAUUUAUACAUAGUUUUUAGAUUGAUUUUUGUAUUUCAUAUUGGCGUUUCAUAUAUUUUAUGUAUUUUUAAUGCCAAAAGACGAACAAACUAUAUAUCAUGACCAUCACAGUGGUCAUUUGCUUUGCAAAGUGAACGAAGGUAGCUCUGAAAGGUGGAGGGUGAAGGAAAUGCAGUGUGGAAUCCUGCCACUGAACAACUUUUGCAUUGUUACUCAGAGGUGGUGAUCAGUAUACCAUUUAAAUUCAUAUGCUUUUACUUAAAUUUUUUCUACCACUGACUCCAGACUGAUAAAAGCAGCUAAAGCUCCUGCACACUAAUUGAAAGGGAUUAAGCAGUUACAUGGUGUGUCAAGGCCACAUCAGGUCCAUGAAGACCAUUACCCUGCCUAUCACAGUGGAACUCCCUGAAUUAAGCAAGAACGUCUCUUGAUUUCAGCCUUUGAUAAACUCCUACCAGAUAUGGAAAUGUUUUACUGAAUAAUGUAUUAUAUCCUAUAAUAAAAAAAAUCAUACGCUUGAUUGAAAUAAUCUUAUUACAAGCUACAAAAAUAUAUUCCAGGUCGCUUCAUAUCACGUAUGGUAGAUCUACCCUCACAUUGAAAAUGAUUUGGCAAAGAUGGUGUUCCAAUUUGUGUUUUUAAACUACGCAUCAGUGAAGCCCGCGAUUCCUUUUGGAGCUUUACCAUUUUGUUUUUUCAUCUUUUCAUAGAUAUUUCUCUAUGCCAGUUGCAUUUUGAAGUUUUGGGCUAUUCAAAACUGAGAAUGCAACUCCCUCUUGUGGAUGUUUGGCGCAUAACCAUGCUUCUACAAUGAAUAGCUUGAGAUACUCAUCACAUUACUGGAUGUCCUCCAUCUGAGAAUAAAGAUACUUGACACUGUA